AUGGCACAAACCAGCUGUCUCUGUCAGUUCAGCUAUGCAGCAACCAACAUCACCAAUCACAUCCACAAGGCACACAGUGGCGAGCAAGUCAGUCAGGAGGCAGCUGGAGCGGUGGGUCUGGCUGCCUGUAGCUGCGGUCAGGUGGUGUUGAAUGUCACCGCUCUGAGACGGCACCAGGGGAUCAGAACAUGCCAGAGCGGACAGAGCCAGCCAAUUAUUGGCUCAGCCAGCACGGAUGGGCCAGAGCCAGAGCCAGAACCACCGUCACCAAGGCUGCUGGACCCUGAACUGGACUUGGAAUUUCAGGAUAAUUUCCUGCCAGACGCGUCUCCUGGCCCAGCGCCUGAAAUUCAGGACAUUCCGACUCUGGCUGACGUGCCAGCAGACCACUCUCCCUCUCUGACACUCUCAGCAGUUCACUGA
Mycosarcoma maydis (corn smut) is the source of this 423-nucleotide messenger RNA. RefSeq lists its product as uncharacterized. NCBI's taxonomy places the organism in Eukaryota, Fungi, Basidiomycota, Ustilaginomycetes, Ustilaginales. The record is from RefSeq and is a predicted model, not a curated record. Bases 1 to 423 code for a protein of 140 amino acids. The transcript has a single exon.